AUGUUUGACAAAAAGAAAGACGACCUGCUGGAAGAUAUUGAAUCUUCCAAUGCAAUAGCGCAAGAAAUUUCGUCAGAUGGGCUUAAACUAUCAAUUUUAAAAUUUCUCGAGAAAGUUUUCAAAGUAAAAUAUCACAACAAAAUGAACUACAGAAACCAAUUAAUUUUCGAGAUAACUACAAAUAUUGUUAUAGCUCUUCAAAUGCUCUCUCUUAUUUGAUAUCCUGAUAUGAAUAUCAAGCAAUGAAAUAAAUACAAUAGUUUAUGAAAUUUUGUCAGGUAUUUUAACUUAAUUUCUAUAUGCAGCGAAAUUGAUGCAAUAGUUUUGGGCUUUUAUGGGAUAAUUUCUCUGAUAUUGUUUUGCAUUGCUAGUUGGUUAAGCAUGAAACGUCCACCGCUGCCAAUACCAAGCUACCUAGCCUUGAUAAUAAGAAAUAUAAGAAUAUUCAGUGUGUUUGCGUCUAAAUUAUUAAAAUGCGAUUUAUAGCAUAUUUACAAAUAUAUUUAAUACUUUAUUUUAUAUCCCUGCUAUUAAAAAAUUUUUAUAUGGCUAGCAAAUUUAGCUCAUAUUUUUGAAUUAAAUUUAAAUGAGAUAUAUCAUGCUUUAUAUGUAAAAUAAGUUAUUGAAACAAACUUAAUCUAUUAAAAUGCAUUUAAUUUAGUGCAAUCAAUGCUAAAUAUUGUAUGCGUCUAUGAUGCAUAAUUAUGUUGAAAUUGAUUUAUUUUGUGUUUAUCCAUUUUAGAGCAGAAUCGGUUGAAUCCGUUUUUAAAAUGUGAUAAUUAAGAGAAAUCCAGUGCAUUUCUCUAUUAACUAUCUUAUUUAUUAGUCUAAAACUUUUUACAAUAUAAAAAUGUUGUAUAUUCCCAGAGAUAUGAAAUAAAGUAUUAAACAUAUGUGUAAGAAUUCUACAAAUCUCGUUAUAAUAGCAUAGGCACGAAAAUACCACAAUAGCCCUUAUAUUUCUUAUUAUCAGGACUAGGUGAUAAACAUAAAAUGGCCGGUGACGAGCAAUAUUUUCUAUCUGGGCAGGUGCUCUUAUAUAUAUCCAGACUACUUUUGGUGCAGAGAUCUGCCCAUUGUUGGGUUAGCCUCGAAGCGAGAGGUUCAGCAAAUUUUUUAGCAAACAGCGCCAAAACGCCCGAUAGACGCAGGGCUUACCUACCCAAGCUGCUUUUAGCCUCUCCUAAAAAUCUGCUCAAGCACAUUAAGUUUUUCUCUCGGAGAUGAUCUGGAGAAAAAGAGAAGAUAGACGAAGAUCUCAGGGCUAAUCUCUCCAAUCUAAAAGAGUCCAUCAAUGAAUGAUUAAGUUACACAGGGUUGGGCAAUCUGGCACUUGGGCUGGAAAUGGAGGUUUAUGCCAAAUCUGCUUUGGCCUGAUCAGUAGGGAGAAUGCCUCUAUUGAGAAGCUGGGGUUUCGGCCCAGGCUUAGGAUGCCUUGAGGGGCCAGCAGGCAUUCGCCUGCAGAAUGCAAAGCACUUCAGGAAGCUGGGACUGUAAAUACUGAUUGUAAUCUAAUUUAAUCUAAUCAAGACUAGAUAGUUUGACAUUGAAGGGGGGGUGUUUUAUGCUUGAAUAGCUAUUUUCAUAUUUGUAGCUGUUCUUGGCUAUUUUAAAAAAGAAGCUCCAAGCAUAAUUACUGCAUUAACUCAACAAAUUAUAAGUUUUAUUAGCACCAUUGCAUAUAUUCCUGGGCUUUUGUUCUUUUCAAUGAUUUUUAAGUAUUCUUCUUUUGGCUAUGCAGAAAUAUAUUAACUAAUAUGAUGGAGAUGACCACCCAUCCUUUUGACUCAAUUUUCUCAACACUCUAUGGAAUGCCUAGCUGGGAAGCAAGCUGAGAAGCAGGUGGCAUCCUUAGUGCAUAUUGGGCCUGUGGUUUUCUCUGCCGUAUAAAUUUUAAAUUCUAAGGUAUGGGUUUUUACCUCCCUGUAACUCUUGGAAAGGAAACGGUCAGCGAAAGAUAUAAAAAACCAGAGCAAUAAGACUCCUCUCUGGCCUGCAAGACAGCAUGCACCUAGCAAAAUACAGGGAGCUAUCUCCCGCGGAAUCAGCCAUAACUUCCGCCCUCCGUAAGCGAGCACAGCCAUCGGAAAAUCUCUAUGUUUUUGGUAGCACACACUCUCCGUGAGCGAACAAAAAAUUUUUUAUGAAAAAAGAUUUGAUAUAUAAAGUGAUAUUUACUAUCAUGAAAUUCCUAUCUAAUUUUGUUUUAUUUAAAGCAAAUUUUACAAAUUGAAUUAGUUUUGGCGUCCCAAUUUUGUGAAUUGGAUUUUUUACUAUAAAUUUCUUUCUUAAAAUAUGAUCCCCUCCAUAAGUGAACAAAAAUUUUUAAUUUACACACGGGGAGCCAGACAGUCCAAUCCGGUUGUGCAAAACUCUACUGUAGUAUAAGGAAGGCGCCUGUCGGGAUACCUCUGUGAUGAUGAGCAUAAAUGGCGAACAACGAAUACUAAUCUAAUCUAUCUAUACAGAGAUAAAAGAAUUUCAUGGGAAUAAGUCAGUGAGCCAGCUGGACUAUGGUUUUAUCGGCGCUGCCUUAGGCAUAAUAUUCGAUUUUUUAUUAAUUUUGCUCGCUAUUUCACAUGAAUUACUUACAGCAGACUUAAGGCAUACUUUUGCCAGCAAAAACAUUCGUGCUAGGUCUCAUUCUACUAUAGAUGUAGAAACUCUCCUCUUUUAUCCAAUUCAAGUAUUUUUGUAUCUUUUCGUAGGAAAUUCUUCUACAGUAUAUUAUCAAUUAUCUUUGUUCAUUAUUGGUGGGCUGUUCACAAUACAUAUAUUAUAUUAUCUUCCUUAUUACACUCCUGUAGGAAACUCAAUUGAGUCGAGUAGAAUGAGUAUGUUUACAAUAACAAUAAUCUUUUUUUUUAUUGGUUAUGCCUUAGAUGAUGCAGGGGUCUUUGCUUUACUAGGAGUAUGCUUGCAGAUUUUUAUCGCUGGAGGCACCACAAUUAUAGCGUACUCUAGCUACAAUAAAGCUCACAAAAGAAAAAACGAAAUAGCCACACAAUAUGAUUUCGAGUUAAAAAUUAGGCAUCUAUUAAUGAACAAAUCAACAGAUAAUCGCAAAAAAGUUAUUGACAGCUUUACUUAUUUCAGCAAACAAAAAAAAUUUAUUAGAAGCAAGCUUUUUGUUAUAUGAGAAACUUAUUACUGCAUAUUUAUCCUAAAAGACGAAAGAUUAGCUAGAAUAAAAUUUUCAAAAAUUAUCAACUAUAAGUCAAGCCCAGAAGCAUGAAUUCAAGAAUUAAAAAUCAUCAAAUGGUUUGAAGAUAAUAAAUCCAAUGUCUUUGCAGAAACAAAUUUUUUAGAGUAUUUAAUUGAGCUUGAUAAGGUAAAAACUCAAGAUAAAAGCAUGUGCUUCAUGCUUUUGAAGCUGUGGAAUGAAAUUACAGCUCAUAAACCUAGGAUAAACUCUCUUAGAAAAUAUGUAGCCAAGGUCGCAGAGAAUAUUUCAUAUGCGAAAACUUCUUAUAAAAAUCUUAUAGGAAUUCAUAAGCAUGCUUAUGCUUUCGAAAUAUAUGGAACUUUUCUGCAAGAUAUUGCUGGUGACUAUGAAGAAGGAGGGAUUAUUUUGAGAAGAAUGGAUGGACAUAAGGACCAUGAUUUAAUGAUUGGGGAUGAAAAAAGAUUAUCAACCUUUAGAGAUCGAUAUGGAAUCAUGCUAAUUUCAGCUAAUGAAGGGACGUUUGGAGAAAUUACAUAUUUAAACGAAAAAGCUGCCCAGCUAUUGAGCGCCCCUUCAAUAGAAGCACUUGGUACUCCUUUUUCUAAUUAUAUACCUGAAAACUACAGUGGAGUCCAUGAUAGUUAUAUGAAGCAGUUUGCGGAAUCCUGCAUACACCCUGAAGUUGGCAAGCCAAAUGAUUUUUUUCUGCAAAACGAGAGGGGGUAUUUAGUAGAAUGCCAAAUGAUUAUCAGAUAUACAGCUUUUAGUAGCUCUUCUUUUUUCUUGGUAUCUAUGAGACCUAACUCCCCCCUCCGUGAGUGAACGAAACUAUUAGAAAAAUCCCUAUUUUUUUGCCUAAAAACCCACCUCCGUGAGUGAAACAAAAUUUUUUAAUAGAAAAAGUUUUAUGGAAAAAAAAUUUUGAUAUAUAAGUGAUAAUUAUCAUGAUAAUCUAGAGCUAAUUCUGUUUAAUUUUAAACUAAUUGCUUUUUAAAACAUAAAUUUUAUAAAUUAAAUUAAUAUUUGCUUUUCAAUUUUUGCUAAUUAGGAUUUUUUUUAAAUUUCGAAAAAAAAUAUUUUCUAUAAAAUUUAUAUAUAAAUUUUUUAAAAAAUAGAACAAAAUUUUUUUGUUCACUCACGGAGGGGAGUAAGAAUACCACAAGGCAGAUGGCAUAUUUGACUGAAACCGGAAUGAUAAUAAACUACACUCAUUCUUUUCCAAGCCAUCUUAAUUAUGAAAAUCGAUCUUUAAGGAGCCAAUCCAUUACACAGCUAAUCCCAAGCAUAAAGAUGACUGAAAUGAAGCCUUAUGAGCCAUAUCUCACUCACAUACGUACAAAAGAAGUCGGCUUUGUCCACGUAAUCAAGCAGCUCAAGCGUUCUCUGAUCCAUUUACUAUUGCUAAUUCACGAUGAAAAAGAAAUCAAAAUUUGGAAAGAAGGGCUUGACCAAGAACAAUUAGACUAUUUCAAUAAAGAUAUAGACAAUAGUGAUAUAAUAAAUCCAGCUUAUACAGUGCUAAAUGCAACAGAAACAGUUUUUUAUUAUGGGUCUCAUUAUAGCGAAAAGAGAUUAUCAUAUAUCAGAAAAUCAUUUGAUGAAAAUGAAAAAGAUGAAGAAGAAACAGAUGGGAAAAACCAAACUCUUGAAGUCACAACUAUUGAAGAAAAAAUGGGCAAAGAUUUAGAUGACGAUGAAAAGGUGAAUACAGAUGGAUAUCAACCUAAUAGUCCAACUAUUAAUAUGCAUCGUAAUUGAAAUUCAGAUCAUAUUAAAAAGGUUAUAGAGGAUGCAUCAAGAAAAAUUAAGAUUUUUCAGUGAGUUUUGUUUGCUACGGUAAAUUUAAAGUAGGUAAUUGCUGUGAUUUGCACUAAUGUUGGGAUUGUAGCUUAUAUGUAUGAGGAAAUAAACCAUACUGGAUCACUUAAAACUUUUGAAAACCUUGGAGAAAUCGCUUAUAAUUUAGGAGUUACGGCAAAUUUUGCAAGUCUGUUAGAAUUCGGCAUGGUAACAGGCCAAUCCAAUGUUGCAGAAAAUAAAGAGAGGCUAACGAACUCUAUUGAAGAGCUAAGAUCUUUAGAAAAUACAAUACUUGAUGAUUAUUCCAGCUGAAAAUAUUGCUCUUAUUCUGAAAUUGUUAAGGAUCCUAUAAUCCCCACUUGAUCUUUUGAAUUUGGACCACAAAUUUCGCAUCUGAAUUUAUAUGACCAAGUGGAAAAAUUCAUUUAUCAUGUAAAUUAUAUAUAGGGACAAAACAUGCUCUCUAAUAUUAACCAAAAUAUAAGCUAUAUGGAUGAUUUCAAAUUUCUAUUUAUUAAUAGCUUAGGCUUUACCUAUCAUUAUACAUAUUAUUCACUGGAUGGGCUGAUUAGCUGUGAGCAUGAUAGAAUAACUAAUGAAGGAGUAAUUGUGACAGGACUGAUAUUUUUUGGGCUGGGAUUUCUUACCUUAUGCAUUUUGAUAUUGUCUUAUUUUGCCUUUGCAACCAGUAAGAAAAGCGAUAUCUUUUGAAAUGCUAUUAAAAAAAGCUCUCAUUUAGCUUAUCAUGCACUUAUGGGGGCAUGUAUUGAUAGGUUAACAACUGUGCAUGGGAUCACUUAUAGAGGCUGCCUUUGAGUAGCGCUCUAAGCGCCCGAGACUUCCCGACGAAGUCUGGGCGGUGGUUUGACCAGCUGAUGUUGGUCAAACCAACAUCCAAAAUGACAAAUUCUUCUUAUACAGAAGGUUUGUCAAAUUGGAUGCUGGUUCGACCAACAUCAGCUGGUCAAACCACCGCCCAGACUUCGUCGGGAAGUCUCGGGCGCUUAGAGCGCUACUUAAAGGCAGCCUCUAUAUCUGUCAGAAGAAAACAAUGUAAAUAAUUUUAAAAAGAAUGACAGCGGUGAAGUAAUAUCAAGGACUUAUUGGAGAUAUAUUUGACGACUUAUUAUUCUGCUCAUAUUUUCUUCUAUAUUUUAUUUAAUUACAGGAUUCUGGCUUUAUGGAGACUGCCAAACUUAUAUGCUUCAUCGGUCUGAGUUGCUAGUGAAUUUUAUAAAAAGAAGAGUCGAGCUAUCAAGGAUGAGUUUGUUUGGUAGAGAAUUGUCAGAUCCACUGAUGAGCCAUCGAUUUCCGGAAUCUUAUAGUUUCGAUGACUCUAAUGAAGAAUUUAGCAGAGCAAAUAAAACCUUCUGAGAUGGAUUAGAGCAAUUAAAGGAGUAUUCCUUAAAAGAACUCAUGUCGAAUGAACUCAAAGUAAGGAUUUUUGAAAAUAUUGAUACUGAUAAUGAACUACUUCAGUAUGGAACAUAUUUAGCAUCACAAAUUGUUGCAUGUGACGUUAAUUCCAUAACUCAGAGUUAUCGAUUUGGGUCUUUUGAUGUAAAAAACGAAAUUAAUCAGAAUGUGCUAGAUGUAAACGAUGAAGUAGGAACAGACUGACAAAUGGCAAAUAAUGAUUCAAAAGACAAAAUAUACAACCAACUAUACAUUAUUAUUUAUUUUACUCUUUCGUACUCUAUAGCAAGUUUCUUUCUAUUCAUAGCAUUUUAUAUGCCAUUUCUUUCAGAGGAAAAGAAAUUCCUUUUAAAAGUGCAAAUAAUAUCAUCAAUUAUUCCAAAUAACAUCAAAAAUCCAAAACAAAGCAUUUAA
This is a messenger RNA of Blepharisma stoltei, 6796 nucleotides long. Lineage: Eukaryota; Ciliophora; Heterotrichea; Heterotrichida; Blepharismidae. The record is from the annotation of a GenBank genome assembly.